AUGUCGGUCUUGCAAUUCAAUCUCAAUGGCUUCACGCCAGGCGAUCCUCACAAUCUCUACCAAGCACACGCACAAGGAAGCAGCACAAUCCAAAACGACAUCCCUGAAGAAGUAGAUGUCCUGAUCGUCGGCUCAGGACCAGCAGGACUUGCACUCGCAGCACAACUUUCACUCUUCCCCAACAUCACCACUCGCCUCGUUGAGCAAAAAGCCGAGAGGUUGACUCUCGGUCAAGCAGAUGGCCUCCAAGUCCGGAGCAUCGAAAUGUUCGAGGCAUAUGGCUUCAGUGAGAGAGUACUCAAGGAAGCUUACUACAUCAACGAAACCACUUUCUGGAAACCCGAUGAGCGCAAUCCGGAGUGCAUAGUCAGAAGUGGCAGGAUCAAGGACACUGGAGAUGAUCUGUCCGAGUUUCCGCAUGUUAUUCUCAAUCAAGCCAGAGUUCACGACUUUUUCCUCGAUGUCAUGCUCAGAUCGCCCACGAGACUGCAGCCAUCUUAUUCACGCAAGCUCAAGCAACUGGUUCUCCAACCAGCAGACGAGUCCUCGCCACAAGCAACAUCAUCCGUGCAAGUGCAACUCGAAAGAACAGACCCGGACCACGAGGGUCAACUCGAGAACGUACGUGCCAAAUAUGUAGUAGGCUGCGACGGAGCCCGCAGCGCCGUCCGUCAAGCCCUCGGUCUCAAACUCGAAGGCGACUCUGCAAACCAAGCAUGGGGAGUCAUGGACAUACUCGCCGUCUCCGACUUCCCAGACUGGAGAACCAAAGUCGCCAUCCACUCUGCAACCCAAGGCAGUAUCCUGAUCAUCCCCAGAGAAGGAGGCUAUCUCGUACGCCUGUACAUCGAACUCGACAAAUUAUCCGCCAACGAGCGCAUCUCUAGCAAGAACAUCUCAGCAGACCAACUCAUUCAGACUGCAAAACGCAUCUUCCACCCUUACACUUUGGACGUCAAGGAGGUCAUCUGGCACUCAGUGUACGAGAUUGGUCAACGCCUCUGCAGCAGAUUUGACAAUCUGACCGCUCAAGAAGCACUCUCCAAAAGCCCGAACAUCUUCAUCGCAGGCGACGCAUGCCACACUCACAGCCCCAAAGCCGGUCAAGGCAUGAAUGUAAGCAUGCAAGAUGGCUUCAAUCUAGCCUGGAAGCUAGCCGCUGUGCUCAACAACACAGCGUCACCUUCGAUCCUGCACACGUACUCCACCGAACGUCAAAAAGUGGCUCAAGAUCUGAUCAACUUUGAUCGCGAGAUCGCUUCCAUGUUCAGUGCUCGUCCCAAAACCACUGGUGGCACUAUCGACAACGAUGGAAUAGAUCCUGCUGAAUUCCAGGCUUUCUUUGAGAAACAGGGCUUAUUCAUGGCAGGUUUGGGAACAGCAUAUGCUCCUUCCCUCAUCACUGCCACUCCAGUCCACCAAGAACUGGCAAAGGGCUUCCCCAUCGGUGAGCGUCUACACUCAGCACCAGUGAUUCGCUUAGCAGAUGCAAAGCCCAUUCAGCUCGGCCACAUCGUCAAGGCAGACGGCAGAUGGAGAAUCUUCAUCUUUGCUUCUGCCGAGGAUCCCGCAGCGCCUUCUUCAUCGUUCCAAGUCGCUUGCAGGGCCAUUGCAGAAAUGGUGAUCGCAUUCACGCCUGCGGGUGCCGAUGUGGAUUCUGUGAUUGAUGUCCGAGGUGUUUUGCAGCAGGGACAUGCCUCGCUGAACAUCAACGAUAUGCCUGCUAUUGCAUGGCCGCAGAAGGGAAGACUUGGCCUCAGGGACUAUGAGAAGGUUUUCUGUGCAGAGGCUAUUAUUGGACACAAGGAUGUCUUCACUGCUAGGCAGAUCAAUCGUGAGAGGGGCUGCGUUGUCGUCGUGAGACCGGACCAGUACGUCGCCAACAUCCUGCCUCUGGGUGACCACGAUGGACUUGGAAAGUUUUUCGCAGGUUUCAUGCGUACAAGGGGUUGA
Aureobasidium namibiae CBS 147.97 is the source of this 1953-nucleotide messenger RNA. Its product is annotated as 2-polyprenyl-6-methoxyphenol hydroxylase-like oxidoreductase. The transcript has a single exon. The record is from RefSeq and is a predicted model, not a curated record. Lineage: Eukaryota; Fungi; Ascomycota; Dothideomycetes; Dothideales; Saccotheciaceae. Bases 1 to 1953 code for a protein of 650 amino acids. Gene Ontology annotation, molecular function: FAD binding.